CACAGUACGGCGCACAAACAAUGUGAUUUAUUUUACUUCGAUUUUUUUCUACUCUUUUAGAUUUUACAAUUUAUUAGGAUUAGUGUCGUGAUAUUUAUUACGUAGUAGUCGCGCGAUAUUUUUUGUUUCUCUCUUUUUGGUGUUUAGGUUAGAAAUGUCGACAUACCAUCGUUACUGUACAGCUAACAAUUUGAGAAGAGAAGUUGUGUGAAAUCCGCCUGGCAUUUUGAAUAAUGAUGAAUGUACUAAUAAGAUGAGAUCUCAGUUUAAAUAAUAUUUUCGGCGGCCGCAAAAUCGAUCUUGAAGAAAAUUGUGAAAAUCGAUCGAUAUUAUUAGAAUAAGUACCUAGUUAUAAGAAAUCCAGAAAAAUGUUUACAACGAGAAGAAAUAUUAAGAAGAAUUACACUGAAUUGAAAAGGAUAUCGUGAAAAUUAAUUUAAAUUUUCACACGGUUUUUUUCAAGCUUACUGAUCCUUCUGUAUUGAAAUGAUGAACGAAAGAGAUCGUGGAGAACGUGAUUACAUCGGAUUUGCGACUCUACCGGAGCAGGUACAUCGCAAAUCUGUCAAAAGAGGGUUCGACUUUACACUAAUGGUUGUUGGUGAGUCGGGCCUUGGAAAAUCUACACUAAUCAACAGUCUAUUUCUUGGAGAUCUCUACAAAAACAGGAAAAUUUCUGAUGCCCAAGAUAGAAUAGAAAAAACAACGACAAUCGAAAAGAAAACCAUGGAGAUCGAAGAACGCGGAGUGAAGCUCAGAUUGACAAUAGUAGAUACUCCUGGAUUCGGAGAUGCUAUUAAUUGCGAAGAUUCGUGGCGGGUCUGCUCAGCUUACGUGGACGAACAGUUCCGACAAUAUUUCACUGAUGAAAGCGGCUUGAACCGACGGCAUAUGCAGGAUAACAGAGUGCACUGCUGUCUGUAUUUCGUACCACCUUGGGCUCACAGUUUACGUCAGGUUGAUUUGGAAAUGAUGAGACGGCUGCAUCGGAAGGUGAACAUCGUGGUGGUGAUAGCGAAAGCGGACUCCCUCACCAGCGCUGAAGUGAAGCGGCUCAAGACACGCAUACUGAACGAUCUGGACGAGCAUCAGAUACAAGUGUACCAAUUUCCGGAAUGCGACAGCGAUGAGGAUGAAGAAUUCAAGCAACAAGACAGAGAGUUGAAAGCCGCUGCUCCGUUCGCCGUAGUAGCCUCCGAUACUGUUCUGGAGGUAGGCGGAAAGCGCGUGCGCGGCCGUCAAUAUCCCUGGGGCAUUGUGGAUGUGGAAAACCCGCGGCACUCUGAUUUCACUAAGCUGCGAACGAUGCUGAUAUCGACGCAUAUGCAAGACCUGAAGGAUGUAACGCAAGACGUGCAUUACGAAAACUUCCGCGCCCAGUGCAUUUCGCAAAUAUCGCAACACGCCAUGCGGGAGCGAGGAAAAUUGAAAAGGGAUUCGAUGGGUAACCACACCGACGUAGUUUUCACGGACACAGAUCGUUUGUUACUACAAAAGGAUGAAGAGAUUCGUCGUAUGCAAGACAUGUUAACUCAAAUGCAAGAAAAACUCAAAGCUUCCGAUAAAAAACACGACAGUAUUAUAGAUGUAUAGAAAAUAGACUGCAAAAAUUUGUUUAGCAAACAAGCAUAGAUAAUCCAAAUAAUAGUAAGUUAUUUGUAGUUAUUUUAAACUAAACGAUAGAAACACAAAAUAUAAGGGUUGGUCGUGAUAUGUAUGUACAGAUGUUUUUAGAAUUUUAAAUCUACAGUGAUGUUUUAUAGGACUUGUUCGUAAAUUUAACGAAAGCUAGGUUGCACAAGUUUUUAUUAGUAGGUGUUGUACCUAAGUAUAUUGAUAAUUGAACUCUUAUCUUCACAGAUAAAGCUGUUAACAUUCGCUACGAUUGUAAUUGUCAAUAUACAUAGAUACACUGCACAAAAUACAUUGAAGGCAGGCAAUUUGAAAAUUCGGCCGUAAUUGUGGAUAUAAUUAGUACAGUAUAAAAGAGCCGAAUAACCACAAAAUUUACAAACCAAAAAAUUUUUUAUCUACCUGCAAACACUUAAUUGGAAGUACGAGUAGGUAGUAAAUAUUUUAAAAAAACAGUUUAAAAACCAACGUUUACCAAGAGUUAGACCGUCAGAUGAAAAACAAAAACUAUAAGAUAGUUACACGAUAUUAAGUAGGUAGUCCUUAAACUUUAAGGCUUAGAGAAUUGUUUCAGGAAUAGGUAAUUUAGCAGAUCAAAACCGACAAAAUUAUAUAUCUGAACCGAAUCUGUGCCCAUGGAUUAUCAUUUUACAAACUUAACUUUUGAGUACGUAAAGUAAAUCUGUCUUUAUGGAGUGGUAUAAAGACAGAUUUACUUCAUCUACUCCAAAGUUAAGUUUUGAGUUUUAACAGAUGUAGGUACGUUCAGCUCGUAUCAAUUUUAGACAUGUUUUAGAUUUAACCAAUGAAGGUCAUAUUAGAUAAACGUAUAAACGAGAUCACAAAGAGCAGGACUUAUAAAGUAAAGAAUAACCGACCAGUAACACUCGCUAACCGAUGCGAUGGUUCCGCCUUGGAAGACCUUGGAAGAUAUAAUAUAUUUAUUUAUAUAUUUUUACUUUAACAAAAAAAAGCUGAUGUUGUAAGAAUUAUCUAUUUGUGUGAAAAUUCAAAACAGACUCUGUAGAACCCCUGUGAUUACAUACAACAUACUAAUACAGUAAUACUAGUUCAGUUUUACGAUAUAAAAUAACGUUAAACUGUAAUAUCGACGCUGCUUUCCGAGCCCAAGGCUGUGGGUUCGAUUCCUACAACUUGAAAAUGCGUGUGUGAUG
This is a messenger RNA of Pararge aegeria (speckled wood butterfly), 2807 nucleotides long. It is a transcript of the gene Septin4, whose product is annotated as septin-2. Gene Ontology annotation, biological process: regulation of exocytosis; cytoskeleton-dependent cytokinesis. Gene Ontology annotation, molecular function: GTP binding; GTPase activity; molecular adaptor activity. The coding region runs from base 487 to 1593 and encodes 368 amino acids. Gene Ontology annotation, cellular component: septin ring; microtubule cytoskeleton; septin complex. Lineage: Eukaryota; Metazoa; Arthropoda; Insecta; Lepidoptera; Nymphalidae. The record is from RefSeq and is a predicted model, not a curated record. The transcript is spliced from 8 exons.